AUCAAAUAUGCGUCACAGCUGUUUGAUAAGCAUCAAGGAGGUUGGAGCUAUAUCCGAAUGUCGGUUCGGUUGCUCUUGCCCCGCAGCUAGUACAUAAAGGAUGGCGACAUCAUGCCCACGUUGUCGUCAGUUUCUGUUUCCUGCUCUAGAUCUGUACACUCGAUACCAUCCGUCUACUUCUAUUCACAUUUACGCCGUCUACCUCUAUUCACAUUUACAACAUGACCCGAAUCCUACUUACUGGCGGAAGCGGCUUCAUCGCUGCUCACACCUUGGAUGUGCUGCUAAAGCGAGGACAUUCCGUUGUUACUACAGUGCGCACCCAGGAGAAAGCCGACAAGAUCAAGGCAGAUAACAAGAGCGCUGUCGACAGCGGCCAGCUUAGUUUCGCCAUAGUACCAGAUAUCGCACAGGAAGGCGCAUUUGACGAGGCUGUUGUAUCAGACCCGCCCUUUGAAGCAGUGUUGCACACAGCGAGCCCCUUCCACUUCAACGUCACAGAUGUGCAGAAGGACCUUCUUGACCCUGCAGUCAUUGGCACCACGGGCAUAUUGAAGUCGAUCAAGAAGUCAGCUCCUUCAGUUAAGCGCGUGGUAAUAACAUCAUCAUUUGCCGCCAUUGUCAACCCCGGCAAAGGCAAUUGGCCAGGCCAUGUCUACUCGGAGGAGGACUGGAACCCUAUUACACACGAAGAGGCUCUAGAGAGCCCCCAGGCUGGAUACCGAGCCUCGAAAACCUUCGCUGAAAAGGCAGCCUGGGAGUUCCUGGACAAGGAAAAGCCCAACUUCACCAUCGCAACAAUUAACCCACCGUUAGUCUUCGGACCAAUUAUUCACGCUCUCGACAGUUUGGAAAACCUUAACACAUCAAACCAGCGUAUCCUGGCAGCAGCACAAGGCAAGUGGAAAGACGAAAUUGCCGCUACCGGUGUGCAUCUGUGGGUUGAUGUACGCGAUGUCGCGGAGGCUCACGUCGCCGCGGCGGAGAAGGAAGCCGCGGCCAACAAGCGGUUCUUUACAUUGGCCGGCCACUUCUCAAACAAGGAGAUCGGUCAGAUUGUUAAGAAGCACUUCCCGCAGUUCAAGGACCUGCCUGCAGAGUCGACACCUGGAGGUGACUACCCAGAGGGAGGAAUCAAGAACUACUUCUCGUUCAACAACGAGCGCAGUGUCCAAAUCCUGGGACUGAGGUAUAAGACGUUUGAGGAGAGCAUCGUCGAUACGGUCAAGUCCUUCCAGGCGAAGGGCCUAUGAGGAGAAUAGCGAGAUCGAAUGAGACAUGAAUGUAGACGUUGCGUAGACGACUCAAAUAGAUGUUUCCAUGGUC
This is a messenger RNA of Paraphaeosphaeria sporulosa, 1326 nucleotides long. Its product is annotated as NAD(P)-binding protein. The record is from RefSeq and is a predicted model, not a curated record. NCBI's taxonomy places the organism in Eukaryota, Fungi, Ascomycota, Dothideomycetes, Pleosporales, Didymosphaeriaceae. The transcript is spliced from 3 exons. Bases 222 to 1253 code for a protein of 343 amino acids. Gene Ontology annotation, molecular function: oxidoreductase activity, acting on the CH-OH group of donors, NAD or NADP as acceptor.